Messenger RNA from Cryphonectria parasitica EP155, 1261 nucleotides. Its product is annotated as GroES-like protein. Bases 72 to 1157 code for a protein of 361 amino acids. Lineage: Eukaryota; Fungi; Ascomycota; Sordariomycetes; Diaporthales; Cryphonectriaceae. Gene Ontology annotation, molecular function: zinc ion binding; alcohol dehydrogenase (NADP+) activity. The record is from RefSeq and is a predicted model, not a curated record. Gene Ontology annotation, biological process: alcohol metabolic process. The transcript is spliced from 5 exons.
CAGUAUUCUGCCUGAUACUCUUUGCCUACCACACGUCUCCUUAUAAACAGGCUCAUCAUUCAUACACCAAGAUGGGCUACCCGGAUACUUUCGAGGGGUUCUGCGUUGCGGGCCCCAAAACGUGGAACCAGUUCAAGAAGCACGAGCUGAAGCCGAAACCAUUCGGCCCCAACGACAUUGAUGUGCAGAUCGAAGCUUGUGGUGUAUGCGGUAGUGAUGUCCACACAAUCACCGGCGGUUGGGGUGACUACGAGGGUCCUCUCUGCGUCGGCCAUGAAGUCGUUGGAAAGGCCGUAAAGGUCGGAAAAGACGUUAAGGAGAUCAAAGAGGGUGACAGGGUAGGCGUGGGAGCACAGGUCUGGAGUUGUCUGAAAUGCGCUCAGUGCAAGAGCGCAAACGAGAACUACUGCCCCCACCUCGUCGAUACCUAUAAUUCUCAAUAUGAGGAUGGAAGUUGGGCUCAUGGUGGCUACGCCAACUAUAUAAGAGCACACGAGUACUUCACCUUCAAAAUUCCCGACGCUCUGGCCACUGCCGACGUUGCGCCACUCCUCUGUGCCGGCAUCACUACAUACUCACCCUUGGUACGAGCUGGAGUUGGGCCCGGUAAGAAGGUCGCCAUUUGUGGCAUCGGAGGCCUGGGGCAUCUGGGUAUUCAGUGGGCUGUUGCUCUCGGCGCGGAAGUCUAUGCGUUCACGCAUUCGCCCCACAAAGCUGAGGAUAUCAAGAAGCUGGGCGCCAAGGAGGCCAUCGUCACAAACGAGAAGGACUGGGCCGAGCAGUGGGGCUUCACGUUCGACUUUAUCCUCAACUGCAGCGACAUGACGCACAAGUUCGACCUCAAGACGUACAUGUCCACGUUGAAAGUUGGAGGCGAGUUUCACAUGGUUGGGUUGCCUGAUGAGCCAUUGCCCGAGAUGAUGGCCCAAGCCUUUGCGGGCAAUGCAGCCAAGUUGACCGGAAGUCAUUUGGGCAAUAACCAGGAGAUGAAUGCCAUGUUGAAGCUUGCUGCUGAGAAGGGUAUCAAAGCUUGGGUGGAAACCAUUGACAUUUCCGAAGAUGGGUGCAGGGAGGCUGUUGAGCGUGUCAAGGAGAAUAAAGUGCACUAUCGCUUCACUCUGACCGGCUUUGAUAAGGCCUUUGGUACAAAAAAUUAAAUGGCCAGGCUUAUGUCAGAGCUGGCCCAGCACUCACUAACCAAGUUCAGAAGAAAUUAGUCCCUGGUGCAUAUAUGUUGCAAAAUAGAAGACACCAAUAUUUC